Molecule: messenger RNA, 991 nt
Organism: Nicotiana tabacum (common tobacco)
Lineage: Eukaryota; Viridiplantae; Streptophyta; Magnoliopsida; Solanales; Solanaceae
Product: protein Iojap-related, mitochondrial
Biological process (GO): negative regulation of ribosome biogenesis; negative regulation of translation
Molecular function (GO): ribosomal large subunit binding
Source: RefSeq, a predicted model, not a curated record
CAGCCAAAUUCUCCAACUCAAAUUCAAAAGAAUAGAAAAUUUCCUUCUCAUAAAGGGUUUUGGGUUUAGCUGUAUUCAUUUCACGGUGCGGCAGAGCAGUAAUCCCAUGUGGUCGGUUGUAAGAUCUCGAAGCUUCUCUUCUUCCCCUGCAACACAGCAACAAUGGAAGCUAGGGUUUUCAAUGCUCAAUCGCUCUCUAUCGUCCGCCGCCGUCAAUGACGGCGACGUUGAAGAAAUCCGCGGCGGAGAGUUACUGAAACUGGAAGAAGUGGAGACAAUCCUUAAAGACGUUAAAGCUGAUAACGUCAAAGUUAUUCCUAUACCUAAACACGUUGAUUUUGCGGAUUUCAUGGUUGUUGCUACUGGUCGAUCGGCUUGGCACGUUCGGAACAUUGCUCAAGCCCUAAUUUACAAGGUUAAACAAAAGCAGAAAGGAUCAAAGAGAAUGUUGUUACCCAGUGUGGAAGGGCAAGAAGGGGGGAAGUGGAUUGUAAUCGACUCUGGCAAAUUAGUAAUCCAUGCACUUGAUGAGAAAGUGAGAGCAUACUACAACUUAGAGAGGCUUUGGAGCACAGAUGCAUCAAACCAGGACCAUGGUCUUGUCCAGGGUCAGGAUUUGGACAAGGCAUUUUUGAAGGUUCGCCCCAAGAAUAACUCAAAAAAACGUCCAUCAACAAGUGCCUGAGCUACAAGUUACAGCAUGGAAAAUCAGAUCCUUCAUGUUGGCUGGCAGAUGCAGCCUUACUAUGGAAGUAGCUUCUUUCAGGAAUAGCGGAGGAUUAAGUUGGAGAUGUUAUUAGUAGAUUUCCAUUGCGAGUUCGGAGUAUGACUUUUAUAAUGGUACCUGUGUAACCUUUGAGGUGUACAUUUUCAUUGUAUGUUACUGCCUGUCAGGUCGUGAUGUUUUCUUGUUGAUGAAAACAUUGGCUUGGUACAAGCGGAACUAAGGUCCAUAGCAAUGUUCAAUCUUCAAACUAUUUUUCUAAAGUUC